ACUACUCACUUUUGGGGACCAUUCUUUAACUGGGGAAUCGUUAUUGCUGGUGUUAUCGAUCAUGAUCGUCCACCAGAAAAGGUCUCUGGACCAAUGACCUUUGCCUUACUUUGUUACAGUGGUAUCUUUAUGAGAUUUGCUUGGGUUAUCAUUCCAAGAAAUUUACUCAUGCUUUCAAUGCACGUUGCUAACUCUGGUGUUCAAGGAUAUCACUUGACUAGAAAGAUUAACUAUGAAUUGAAUAAACCAAAGGAGGUUCCUUUGGCAUCUGUACAAAAAGAAAACUAA
Naegleria gruberi is the source of this 288-nucleotide messenger RNA. RefSeq lists its product as uncharacterized. The record is from RefSeq and is a predicted model, not a curated record. The transcript is spliced from 2 exons. Gene Ontology annotation, biological process: pyruvate import into mitochondria. The annotation marks the transcript as partial. Gene Ontology annotation, cellular component: mitochondrial inner membrane. NCBI's taxonomy places the organism in Eukaryota, Heterolobosea, Eutetramitea, Acrasida, Naegleriidae.